CUCCUGUUGAAGGGUCAAGCCUAGUCAGACCAGGUCAGACAUCGAAUGGCAGGUGAGAGUCUUAGAUAGUAUAAAUGUCGGCAACAUGAUCCCCCAGCGAAGAGGUACCCCUCUCAAACACUGACUCGGAUAGUACAUGAUGUUGUCCCUUGUCAUUCUCGGAGUUCUGGUCUCCGUGGUUCAUGCCGAAUUCUACCCCACGUACCCGAACAUUGAGAGAUGUGUCGGCCUCCCAGUACAGUACUCCUGCGAAAAUACAACGGUGACGGAUUCAUGCUGCAAUGUCGUACAAGGCGGGCUUGUGCUACUGGCGCAAUUCUGGAAUACAUAUACUGGUCUCGAGUCCCAUGCCCAACUGCUUCCAAAAGGCAGCUGGGGUAUUCAUAGCAUAAUACCACUCAACUGCGAUGGUACUACGGCAGGCCAGUACUGCGAUCCUAGCAGGCAGUAUGACCCCAAGCCAUCGCCAUCAACGUUGUCCAAUGGAACGGUCAUUAAUCCUUAUAAAGGACCGAGUGUUAGACAAUUUAUCCAGGAAUUCGGUCGCUCCGACUUAUUGAAUUACAUGGAUACCUUUUGGAUCAACCAGGGCGCACCUAAUGAGGAUUUAUGGGCUCACGAGUUCUCAAUACAUGCUACUUGCACAUCCGCGUUCGACGUUGCUUGCUACGAGCCCGGAUACAAGAAACACCAGGAAGUCGUCAACUUCUUCGAGACUGUCGUAAAGGUUUUCCAGAUGUAUCCUACAUACGAUAUACUCGCUGUUUCCGGAAUUGUUCCCUCCAAUACAACGACAUACACCCGCGCACAGAUCACAAAUGCCCUUUACUCUCAAACUGGUGCUGACCCUUGGCUUAACUGUCAUGAUGGCACUGUUUUGAAGGAGAUCCGGUACUUCCACCAUGUUCUGGGCACAGAGCAAUACGGUCACUUCAAGCCUCUCGACUCCAUUAUUUCUUCAACCUGCGCAGAAACUGGAAUCUGGUAUUAUGAACGAACUCCGACGUCCGAGAAGGCUGAUUGAGCUAAAUACGGGGUUCAAUGUCACCUUGUUCUGCGAGGUCGCGC
Suillus discolor is the source of this 1068-nucleotide messenger RNA. RefSeq names its product ribonuclease T2. NCBI's taxonomy places the organism in Eukaryota, Fungi, Basidiomycota, Agaricomycetes, Boletales, Suillaceae. The coding region runs from base 137 to 1024 and encodes 295 amino acids. Gene Ontology annotation, molecular function: ribonuclease T2 activity; RNA binding. Gene Ontology annotation, biological process: RNA catabolic process. The record is from RefSeq and is a predicted model, not a curated record. The transcript is spliced from 6 exons. Gene Ontology annotation, cellular component: extracellular region.